Cadophora gregata is the source of this 1116-nucleotide messenger RNA. RefSeq lists its product as uncharacterized. Bases 117 to 899 code for a protein of 260 amino acids. The transcript has 3 exons. The record is from RefSeq and is a predicted model, not a curated record. NCBI's taxonomy places the organism in Eukaryota, Fungi, Ascomycota, Leotiomycetes, Helotiales, Ploettnerulaceae.
GCAGGUCUGAAUCGGCAAAGCUUCGGCAAAUCUACUCUAUCACGCCCUUCAAGUUUAAUGCCUCAACAACACUCUACCACGCCCUUUCGAUACGACUAGAUUUUCACUGAAAAGACAUGACCCAAGUAUGUAUAAGUAUUUUGACAUCCAGUAUUCAAGUUCUCAUCCAAGAUCAUCGACAAAAUAUGGCCUCCUCAAAACCACAAGUUGAACUCAUCCCUUGGGAUUUCACCUCCCCUGAACAUGUCGAACGAUUAGUUCAGCAGCGAAUUGCGUGCGGAUGGGACUCUGACGCUGUUGAGAGCUGGAAACCUAAGCAAGAGAGCGGAGUUUUCAACCUGCAAUGGAUUGUCCUCUCAGAUGAUUGUCCGGACAAGGACAACAAAUUGCUCAAGCACACGUCCACGUAUCCAUAUGAAGCAGUGCAUCUACAAGAUACCGCUACUUCAUAUGGCGGUAAACCACGAGCCAUUACAUUGCCAGAGAGAACCUUCAUUCCAGUCGGACACAUUUGCCUCGGUCCCGCCCCAGCAUACUGGGAUGAUCCCAAGGAGCCUUUCGCAGAGGGUUCAUACUGGAUUUCCAAUUUCUACGUUUCUCGAGCGUUGCAAUUCAGUGGAGUUGGAAGAGCAGCAAUGGAUACCGCAGAGAGAAUUGCCACUUCCGAGCCUUUGAAUGCUCGAAUGCUGGGUCUCAAUGCCAUCAACAAGGUUGAUCCAAAUUGUGAGGAGAAGUAUGAGGCACUGAAACUUCCAAUUCCUCCUUUCUCAAAUCAGGGUUGGUACGAAAGGAGGGGGUACAAAGUCUACAUGGAUAUUCCGAAAGCCUUCUCGAAGACUGAUUCAACUGGAAAGGCGUGGUUCUGGGAUGCCGUAUGCUUGAAGAAGACGAUUUUGUAGCUGUUCAGGGAAGGACAGAAUAACAAUAUAUUUCCGUGGGACUACCAUAUCAAUAUUUGCCUGGUGGGUAUACUCCCCGAGCUGGAAGUCUAUUCGUAGUACUUUGCGAUGUCGGAUCAAAGUUGAGGAGUUUUCAGACCGUCCAUCUGUGUAAGCGCGCAUUAUGGGGCGCGUAAUUGGGGUUGAGCACGAGCCUAAGGUUCCAUCCAUCGGAUUU